AUGAGUUCGAAUGAAUUAGUUGAUCGAAAAUAUUAUAGUUUAUAUGUUGGAAAUUUAUCUGCUGAUAUACGUCGAAAAGAACUAUGUCAAUACCUUGAACAAUUCGGCCAAGUUGAUCAAUGUCAACUAUUCGAAGCAAAUUAUCGACGUUGGAGUUGUUUUGCUUUUGUAUUGAUGAAUACACCAGAUUCAAUAAAUAAAUUAAUGUCCACUCGACCACAUUUUCUUGAUAAUAGGCGAUUAUAUUUAAAACGAGAAUUACCUGAACAAUGUUCAAAUAAAAUCGAACAUUUCUUAACCACCGAAAGCGUUUUAAUACAAUUUAAAAAUUCACAAAAUCAAGAAAUCAAUGAACCAGAUUUUAAUGAAGAAAAUAUUCGAACUUAUUUUCAAACAUAUGGAAAUAUUCGUAAUCUCUGUUUAUUAAAAAGUAUUCGAUGUCUUAUUGAAUAUGAUGAUUAUGAUGCCGUCGAUUGUAUUCUUCUUGAUUCGCCACAUUAUUUUAAUUCUCAUGAACUUCAAAUAGAUAAAUAUUAUUCAACUGAACAGUUAAAACAUCUUGAACGAAUGUUUACGCAUAAUCAAGAAUUACCUGAAUCUGGUGCUGGUGAAGAUGAAGAACAAGUUGAACAAUUUUUACAUUCACCUCGUUAUCUUAAUAUGCGUAUUCGUUUAUUAACUGAUUCAAUAUUUUCAAUAAAUAUUUCAAAUGAAAUUAAAUUAGAAACAAUUCAUAAAGGUUUUUUAACAACAAUUAAUCGACGUAAAGAAUUACUUGAACAAAUUGAACAAUUAACAAAACAAUGUCAAAUAUUACAAGAAAAAAAUCGAACAAUAAAAGAAAAUAAUUUGAAUAGAUUUCAAUUAAAUAAAAAUCUUGAAGAAAAUUAUCAACAACAAAUUCAUGAUGAACAAAACAAACAAAAUGAAUGGAAAAAUAAAAUUGAAUUAUUUCAUAAACAAUCUUAA
Adineta steineri is the source of this 969-nucleotide messenger RNA. The record is from the annotation of a GenBank genome assembly. NCBI's taxonomy places the organism in Eukaryota, Metazoa, Rotifera, Eurotatoria, Adinetida, Adinetidae.